Molecule: messenger RNA, 1317 nt
Organism: Carassius gibelio (silver crucian carp)
Lineage: Eukaryota; Metazoa; Chordata; Actinopteri; Cypriniformes; Cyprinidae
Product: endonuclease domain-containing 1 protein-like
Exons: 2
Coding region: 207-1043 (278 amino acids)
Molecular function (GO): hydrolase activity; nucleic acid binding; metal ion binding
Source: RefSeq, a predicted model, not a curated record
UAGAUGAUGUGUGAAUGACAACUAACACUCAAGCUCAGUUUUUUAGGUUUGUGGGUUCACAGGAUUGGAUGUGUGUACAUCUGUGUUAAACUUCACCAUCACAGCUGCUGAACUAUUUAAGUGUGCAGGAGGUAAGACCAUUUCAUCUGCAAGACUUCAGGGGAACUUGUGUUUGCAUUUCUGUAUUAGUUAUUAGUUCUGUGAACAUGUUGCUGUCUAUCGCUGUGCUGCUGAUGUUGAGCUGUCCAGCUGGCAGGUCUGAAGUUGUAAAAAAUUUCAAUACAUGUAGUGAGUUUUUCUUUAAAAGACAGGCUCCGGUGAUUCCUGGCAUCCUGGAUCCGAACUCUGAGCAUCCUCGCUACAAAAAAAUCUGUCAGAGAUACAAUUUCACAGGUGAUGGUUCAGGAUAUAGGUAUGCAACUCUCUACGACACAGAGAGCAGGAUUCCUGUUUUUUCCGCGUACAACUACACUGGAAAAGGAGAUUUCACAAGACCAAGUAUUCCAUGGAUGAUCGAGCCAAAGCUUGAUCCUCGUGUUGAUGGCAUGACUGCUCCAUAUAAUAAUCAGGCCGUCGAUGAAGAUUACAUCAAUAACAGCUAUGGAGUGAAUCGUGGUCACUUAUUUCCCAGCUGUCACGCAGCUGAUGAAUCCACAGCCAAAUCUACAUUCACACUCACCAACAUUGUGCCACAAAAUAUCAGAUUUAAUGCAGGUAGUUGGAAUCGUAUUGAAAAUGAGACCAGAGAUAGCAUGAAUACACUUUGCUAUAACAAAAACAAUAACGUUUUAGCCCAUGUGCUGACCGGAGCUAUACCUGGCAAAAACAAAAUUAACAAUAGAGUGAACAUUCCCUCUUACAUGUGGACGGCAUUCUGCUGCUAUAACAGAAGUAAAAUCUGGGUCUCUGAAGCUUACUGGGCCCCAAACAGACAAGAAAACCACAAUGAACCGAUCAGUAAAAUGACCCUGCAGCAAUUACAGGAAUUUCUGAAUGGAAGCUGGGCUCAAAACGUAACGCUGUUUAAGAACGACUGUAACUAAUGUCUCAGAAAGCAUCAGUUGUUUUAAAAAACACUGAAUUAUAAUUUCUGAUGUUUGAUUAGAGGUCUUUCAAAAUGCUUGCUUUCCAGGAUCCUAACUCAUCCUGGUUUUAAUUGCUGUCAUUUUUCUCAUACAAGUCAUUUUAGCAUUUUUAUUUGAACACAAACAGUACUUUGAUUAACAUGUACUGAAGCCCAGAUCCUGUUAUAAAUGGGCGGUCUGUAAAAGUCUUUUCUUUUCUAAUAAAGCUUAUGCAAAUGUUGUCAUGUCAGAA